Molecule: messenger RNA, 1534 nt
Organism: Helianthus annuus (common sunflower)
Lineage: Eukaryota; Viridiplantae; Streptophyta; Magnoliopsida; Asterales; Asteraceae
Product: putative F-box/LRR-repeat protein At3g18150
Exons: 3
Coding region: 63-1331 (422 amino acids)
Molecular function (GO): protein binding
Source: RefSeq, a predicted model, not a curated record
GCAGCUUCUUGAUCCAACACAUAAUCCUGGCGGCUCAGCAAAAAGACACAAGUCAGGGGAGAAUGGAUUCUGGGCAUGGUAAAAUCAGAAUGAAAGUAGAAGGUGAUAGACUAAGCAGCUUGCCAGACGAUAUUAUCCACAAAAUCCUCUCUUUUAUCAACACUAAACAUGCAGUCCAAACAAGUGUUUUGUCACCUAGAUGGAGGUAUACCUGGACUUCAGUGCCUUGUCUCAAUAUCUCAUAUUUGAGUUUCCGUACGCAGGCCAAGUUCUCCAAGUUUGUUACACGUGUACUGUCUGGCCGAAAUAAUCAAAUUGAAUUGUCUUCUGUCGAACUCACUUUUCAUGGGAAAGUUUGCGGGGAGUUUGUCAAAAAAAUUUUGAACAAAGUUUUGAAGUAUGCAUUCUCCCACAAUGUUCAACAUCUGGAUAUUACUUAUGGCCGACCUGGAAAGAGUACCGAAUUCCCUAUUUCUCACAUUAGUUCUCAGUCUCUAAAACAUCUAACUUUGUUUGGGUUUGGUCACAAAGAUUCCAUUACGACUCCAUUUACUUGGGACUUGCUAGCUUUAACAACAUUGGAUCUCUGGUAUGUCACAUUAUGGUACGACGAUAAUGACAAGUCUGCUGGUCUUUUCUCUAACUGUCCUAACUUGAAGAAUCUCACCGUAAGUCAUUGCCAUAUUGUGGGACCGAACGGAUUCUACAUAUGUCAUCCUGGACUAUCUAAUCUAACACUUGAAGAGGGUGACACGUAUGGUGAUGUGGUUACACCUCAGCUCAAGAGUCUCACUAUAAGAAAUUGGCCAAAGAUGCGUCUGAUUUCGGCACCUAACCUUGCCUCCUUGCAUUAUGAAGCUGAUCAUGAACCUUUGCGGCUUUCUUCCGAACUUCUUCACUUGGAGACGGUGGAUAUGUGUAUUUUCCAUCCGUAUGUUGUUGACCCCGAAGCCCGUAAAAUUGUUUCCUUGCUUCAACAGCUCCGUAGUGUCAAAUUUCUUACUCUUAACUUGGAACUUAUUGAGAUUCUUAGUUCAUCUGUGGAAUUAAUCUCACAUCAACCUUCUCCAUUUGCCAACUUAAAGAGUUUAAAGAUUCUUCCAGAGUUGUAUACAAAUCCAGAUAGUUGGUUUUUUUGGGAAGACGAAGAGCAAACACAACCAAAAGUAACUACUAUGUGCAAUGAAGUUAAAAACUAUUUGCUAGAUGGUUCUCCAGGUGCCACCUUCACCAUGGUCACACAUGAGGAAGCAAGGAACAACACCAAGGGAAGACACAGGAUGAUGUGGAAACGUUCCAGAACUAUUCAGGAAAUAAACGGCCAAUUCUGACAUCAUUUCAAAGUUGAACGAGAUUACUUGGAGCCGUUGUCUUAGCAAAUUUUUAAGGUUUUGAUUUACGUUAUACUCACAAGUGAUGACUGUAAUAAAAACGCCAACUAUUGGUGCCAUUGUUAUCUAGUAGUAUCUCUAUGUUCAAUGCUUCCUUAGCCGAAAAUGGACUGCGAAUGGGAUUGGAAAAAGGUUUAUUGCAA